AAGACUGAACAACCAGGAAGGACCGUGCAUUGCGUCAGGAGAGAAGUUAGCAAGUGCUUUAACAGUGAAAAGUAUUUGGAGUGCAAUACCAUGAACAUUGUUUUGGGAUUAACACUAUUUGCUUUAAUUGCUCCAUCUUUAUGUAUCCCCGUGGACUCCGGUAAGACUGAUCGGCUUGACAGCGAUGUAUCGCUCAGAGAGAACAGGACAGCCCGAGAGAUCACCUGCCGAGGCGAGCAGUAUCCUAACUCCGGGUUCUGCUGCUUGAACUGUCCUGCCGGGACAUAUGUGAUGAAGAAGUGCACAACAGCGGGCUCUAGUGGCCAGUGUGCGGCGUGCACCGCUGGCACAGACUACACGGAGCACAGCAGCGGCUUGGAUCGCUGUCUUCAGUGCACUCGCUGUCGCUCAGACCAAGAAGAGGCGGUACCUUGCACUCCGUCGCAGAACCGCGUUUGCCAGUGCAAGUCUGGCACCCACUACUGCCUCCCCGAGGAGCCCUGCGAGGUUUGCAAGCGCUGCUCAAAGUGCCCGGAGGGGAAGGAGGUGAGAACAAACUGCAAUGCCACUGCAAACACUGUGUGUGGGACCAGAGACAGCCCUCCAGCUGGCACAGAAUCAGAUUCUUCCUCAAGUAUCAUCGUCCUCGCUGUUGUACUGCCCUUGAUCUUUGUGGUGCUGGUAGUGAUUGGGUUAAUUCUGUGGAGAAAUCGUCCAGACGAGAACAGGGAGCUGCAUGUGAACACAGAAACUCCCACGGACAUUCCAAGCACCUCUUCCCCCAUAGAGAUGCAGAACCACAACAACAACAACGAGUCUCAGAUGCGGGAGUCUACCCACUUGCUGCAGGCUGAGCGCUCUCCCGAGACUGCAGGCCAGGACAGUGAUGACUGUGGACUGGGGGGCAGUCUCUCUGACACAGCCGCCUCAUCCCAGAACAGCCUCAGCAGCGCCCCGUACCACAGCACCCCUCCCCAGCGAGGGAGCAGCACCCCUCCCCAGCGAGGGAGCCCUCCGUCUGACAGGGCCAGUCUCGCCAGCGCUGCCACGCUUGAGGACUCAAGCCAAUUAUACAGCCUUACUCCACUGCAGGACAACGCUCUCAUGGACUGUCUGGAUGAAUUUUAUAAAGUUCCGAUUAAAUCCCGCAUCAGACUCAUGAGGAAAGUAGGACUCCAUAAUAACAAAAUCGAGAUGGCUCGGGAAAACCACCCUGGUAACGUGGAGGAGCAGUUUCAUGAGAUGCUGCUCACCUGGCACGAGGAACGAGGACAAGCAGCCGAUAUUAAUACCCUGCUGAGGGCCCUGCUGAACCUGGAGCACAGGCUUACUGUGGAAACAAUUAUAGAAGAAGUCAUCAAAAAUCAAUUUUAUACAAAAUCAGAUGUACACCUUUUAUAGACAAACACCCACUGCUUCAGUAAGAAGAGAGAAAAAACAAAGCCCCAGAACAAAUGCUCCGGCACUAAUGAAAUGAAUGCCGCGAGUUUCUUGUAAGUUCACGCACUUCUGCCUCGAUGUGGGAAAGCCACAUCAAGGCAGGGAAUGUGGGUGUAUUGACGUUUUUAAAGUUUCUGCGGCAGUCGCCAACCCUGAAGUGUAAUGCUGGCUCCAGGGAUCGGCCUGCUGUGAUCUCCCUGGCAGAGCACCAUGGCAGCCAUCUGGAAUGGGAUGGGACGGGCACAGCCGAGGGGUCAUCAGAGGGGCACCUCCCGUCUUCGGUGUUCACCUCGGGAAGGCUUGACAGGGAUGCUGGCAUCCCAGCACCACUCCCCUCCAUCCCCGUGCCCCACUGAGCCCAGUUUACUUACCUGGUCGUCCAUUCCAGUCCAUUGAGCCACGUACCAUUUGAGGUACCUGAGGAGUGAAAAUGGAAGAGCCUACAGCAGCGUGUAUGGCACGUUGUCUAUGUGAAAGAGAAGCUAUAUUAUUUAUCAUUUUAUUGUAUUUAUUAUGCUAUUUAAUAAAUAAAGUGAUUGCACUGUACACUUUUUGUUCUUUGUUCCAUUCCUCUCAUUUACAAUUGUAAAUGAUUUACAGCAGAACAAUUUCAAACACCAGCCUUUUUGGUAUGCAGACAAAAUGCGUAGCUUUGCAUAGAAUCUGCCAGAAAAGAAAAACGGUGGUUUGAAAGCUGUAAAAUCGUACAACUUGAAAAAGAGGAACUUGGUGCAUCAGUGUUGCUUCUGAAUACAGAGAAAUGAUUUGAGCAGGUGUGGGGUAGAUAGACAUCUAGUGUGCAAUGACUGGACGGCCAUCGUUACAAUUUUGACACGUCCAAGUGGCACAAGAUUAAAGGUCUAUGUCUCUUUAGGUAAGACACCACCCUUCAAAUGUGAGUCUUUGUUCAAAUUCAACAAAAAUGCACUAAAAUAACCAGAAAAAUGGUGUUACGGAACGUAUAGCUGCCUUUGCUGUCGUUGGCUUGCUUUGUGCUUCAGCACUUGCAUUAGCACGCUAUUGUAGAUCAGAAAGCUGACCUGCGUAACGGUGUUGUGUGAUGCACGGCCGGUACGGAUUCUCUCCCCCGUCGGUGAGACGAGGCUAAAAGCUCUGAAGCCUCGAAUGCAGACGAGCCCGGCUCUGUUGCAUUGUGGGUCGGACUAUCGCUUGCAUUUCACGCUCAGUCUCUGUCCGGUGAAAUGAAAUCCUUUUCCAAUCAUCUCAAGUAAUCAGAUCAGGAAUUGUGUUUAUGUAAACUGGAAUGGGAAAGAGGUGGGGUGGGGAUCUAGUGAUGUGAUUUACUCGUGAUCCUUUACUAGGACCAGUCUAAAUCCUUGCCUCGUCAGUCUUGUAAACUCAGGAAUCUGAUUAAAUCAGACGCCAUACACUGAAGUAAGUGACAUGCUGUACUGUGUAAGGGUCUGUCUUCCCUUGUGAAUGCAAAUUCUGUUUUCCUGCUCUUUUGUAUUAGAUAUGGUAUUCUAGUCAUUGUAAAGGCGAUGCAAAAGUGGCUUUUUUCAAUCAACUUCCUCUGUACAGUGUUAUUGUCCUCCAGUAGGGAUCUACCCAGAUCCCCUAUCGCACUUUGUAUGUCGCACUUUGUAGAGAUAAGUCUACAGAACUCUAGCUGUACGUUACGCUGUAUCCUGCUGUCAAUCUGUUGUUGCAUUCUGCAGGUUAUUUUCUACUGAACAGAGUAUACAUUUUGUACUUUUGUAUAUAUAUUUCUGUAAAAAAAAAUUGUUUGUUAUACAAAUUAGGCCUUUCAAAGAAAAUGUAUUUCCAUCGUAGGAAUAUAUUUUCACAAUUAAAGUAUUUCCAAACAA
This is a messenger RNA of Acipenser ruthenus (sterlet), 3269 nucleotides long. Its product is annotated as tumor necrosis factor receptor superfamily member 10B-like. Gene Ontology annotation, cellular component: plasma membrane; cell surface. Gene Ontology annotation, molecular function: protein binding. Bases 91 to 1401 code for a protein of 436 amino acids. The record is from RefSeq and is a predicted model, not a curated record. NCBI's taxonomy places the organism in Eukaryota, Metazoa, Chordata, Actinopteri, Acipenseriformes, Acipenseridae. Gene Ontology annotation, biological process: TRAIL-activated apoptotic signaling pathway; positive regulation of apoptotic process. The transcript is spliced from 10 exons.